Prorocentrum cordatum is the source of this 1244-nucleotide messenger RNA. Lineage: Eukaryota; Dinophyceae; Prorocentrales; Prorocentraceae. The record is from the annotation of a GenBank genome assembly.
UCGCCGAACCCAGAGCGGUUCGAUCCUCCUCCCCCUCCCCCUCCCCUUGGGCCGCGCGAUGGGCGACCAGGGCCACAAGGUCUUCGUCGGCUCCCUGCCAGGAGACUGCACGGAGGACGAGUUGCGGGUAGUCUUCAGCACGUACGGGGAGGUAGUCGAUUUGGCCCUCCUCAAUCCUUCCCGGAGCUCUGGCCAGCGCUGCGCGCUCAUCACCUACAGCCGGUUGGAGUCUGCAGAGCAGGCCAUCCAGCUUCUCAACCGCCAGUACAAGAUUAGGGCGGACGCGGAGAAGCCCAUCGACGUGAGGUGGCCCCAGGAGCGCAGGGCGCCGCCGCGCGGGCCCGGCGGCGGAGGCUGGGCGCCCACCCCGCAGCACGGCGGCGGAGGCGGCUGGAGUAGCCACGGCGCCGCCGCGCCCAGCGCCGCCGCCGGGCCAAGCGAACACAAGCUGUUCGUGGGCAACUUGCCGCCAGGUAUCUUGGACGAGGAGUUGAGGCACGUGUUCGGCACGUACGGAGAAUUGACCAACACCCACAUCAUGAGGCCCUCGCCCACCACGGGCCAGAGGUGCGCCUUCGUCGCCUACUCCAGGAGAGAGUCGGCCGAACAGGCCAUGGAGCUGAUCCACGGCAAGUACAAGAUCCGGACCGACCCCGGAGCGGAGCCUCUGACGGUCAAGUGGGCAAACGAGCGCGGCGGCGGCGGAAAGAGCUGCUGCGGCGGCGGGGGCAAGGGCGGCGACGGUGGUUGGCAGGGCAGAGGCGGUGGCGGCGAUUUCCGAAAUGGCGGGACAGGUGGCUGCGGCCACGGCGCUGGUGGUACGCGGUUGUACGUGGCGAAUUUGCCAGAGGGCAUUGACAGCACGACGUUGGAGUACGUCUUCAAGACGUACGGCAGCGUGGCGAACGUGCACGUCAUGGGCCAGAAGUCGAUCAAGGGAUGCGUGUCCGCGUUCGUGGACUACGGCACUCCCAGGGAGGCGGAGGUCGCCAUCGCGACGCUGCACGACAAGUACGAGAUCCAGCCAGGGCUGGGGCCGAUCACUGUCAAGCACGCGGCGUCGAAGGGCAAGGGCAAGGGCGGCUUCCAGCCCUACUGAGGCCCGCGCCCGCGGCGGCCUCCCCGCGAGCUGGCCGCGCCCCGCCCCGCCCCUCCGCCGGCGGAGGGCGCGUGCGCUCGGGCCGGUCUCGCGGUACCUCCUCGCCGCCGCCGCGGGCGCCUGCCGCCGCAGCCGCCGCCGCGAG